Betta splendens (Siamese fighting fish) is the source of this 5904-nucleotide messenger RNA. RefSeq names its product ankyrin repeat and sterile alpha motif domain containing 1Ab (gene anks1ab). Gene Ontology annotation, molecular function: protein binding. NCBI's taxonomy places the organism in Eukaryota, Metazoa, Chordata, Actinopteri, Anabantiformes, Osphronemidae. The coding region runs from base 922 to 2598 and encodes 558 amino acids. Gene Ontology annotation, cellular component: cytosol. The transcript is spliced from 13 exons. The record is from RefSeq and is a predicted model, not a curated record.
AUUGAUGUAGUGGGAGAGAGAGGGAGCGGUGGUUACGUGGAGCAGAACCCCACUUCAUCAGGCAGCAUACGGCAGCCCUGCAGUGCGAUCACACAGCCUGAGAAUGGGGCUAUGAGCUCGAGCGCGAGGAGCGAACGCACGAAAGCAGCGCGAGACGAGAGGGAGGGAGUUCAAACGAAGAGGAGAGCCGGAGGGAUUCGCGCGGAUGCGAAGGGGGGAUGAUUAGACAGUCUGCUGCCUGUCGUGGACGUGGGCAGGAUGUGGCAGUAGCGGCCGCGGUCGAGGCACACCCGCGCUCCCCUGUGUAGAAGCGGCCGGCGUCGCGGACGUUAUGCCCCGCGAGCACUGAGGCUUGGCGCGCGCGCGAGCGAGACCCGGGAGCGGCUGCAUGUGGCGGGCGGGCGGGGGAUGCAGCAGAGCGCUGCCCCGAGCACCGAGGCUGCCAGCGGUACCCAGCGAGUAGAAGAGCCCGGUGGGCCGGGGUGGGAGCGGGGGGCGCCCGCCUCGGGAGCGGGUCGGAGCCUGGAUUUAUUGCCGUGAGACAUGAGCGGCACGCUCGCGCAGCCAGCAGCCCGCUGACGCGUGUGGAUGCGGGGCAGCGCGCGGACAUCACGCCUUCCUGCCGUGGCAGACUGCUGGCCUGGAGCCCACGCUCGGAUUGGACCGGGAACUGAGGAGUUUGGGAUCGGCACACUGUGGAAAUCCUGAGUCCUUUCUCUUUUUUUCCUGCUUUAGGAUUUACAACAUGUCCACCUGACUGCGCUCCGCGCGGCUCCGGAGCGAGGACGAAGCCCGCUUUUUUUAAGCUAACGUGCGUCCGUUGAUCAAACAUAACCGAGUACCUCAAGCGUGCGUUAGAAUGCUGCUUCCUGCGUUGUAUGAGCCGCGUCCUAGCUCUCAGAGAGGUUGACCAAUGAAGCCAUGGGACUCAGCCAGAGCUUUACAAAUGGGGCCUGUGGCAAAGCCCUGGACCAGCCGGUGGGCGAGUGGCUGGAGCACGCGGGGCUGCCGCAGUACGAGAGCAAGUUCCUGCUCAAUGGCUUUGACGACCUGCGAUUCAUGGGAAGUAACGUGAUGGAAGACCAGGACCUUCGAGACAUGGGGAUCACUGACCCGGGACACAGAAAGAAAAUCCUCCAUGCGGCACGCAGCUUGCCCAAGGUGAAGGCGCUGGGCUGUGAUGGCAGCACAUCUCUCGCCUCCUGGCUGGAUGGACUCGGCCUGCACGAGUAUCUGCCCAACUUCCUUUCAAGCGGAUACCGCACACUGGAGUGUGUUAAGAACCUGUGGGAGCUGGAGAUCAUCAAUGUGAUAAAGGUCGGGCCCCUCGGCCACAGGAAGAGGAUCAUCGCCUCCCUCGCUGAGAGACCUUAUGAGGAGGCUCCGUCCAAGUCCCGACGUCUGUCCCCAAUCAUGUUCCAUGACCUCCUGACCCAGACCACAUCUCCCCUCAGUCAGAUGGACCCCUACACCAGUCGCUCCAUGGACAUGCUCCUGCCCCUCAGCGAGUCGGACCGCAGGCGGAGAGGGGUCGACCCGGACUGCAGCGUGUCUCUGCGCUCGUACAACGAGAGGCCGCGCUCCGUUGACAGACACAGCGACCGGCACAAAGAGUCUCGUUUGAACCUCCGGCCUCCGAGCCACUCUGCUACCUACGCCACGGUGUCCGCCUGGCAUCACCAGCCCGAGAAGCUCAUCCUGGACUCCUGCGGCUACGAGGCAUCUUAUCUAGGAUCAAUGAUAAUCAGGGAUCUACGAGGGAUCGAGUCCACGCAAGACGCCUGUGCUAAAAUUAGGAAAUCCAAGGAUUCUAAAAAGGGUCCAGUUGUUAUACUGUCCAUUACCUACAGAGGGGUCAAGUUCAUUGAUGCAGCCACGAAGACCAUCGUGGCAGAGCAUGAGAUCAGGAACAUCUCGUGCGCUGCCCAGGACCCAGACGACCUCUGCACAUUUGCAUACAUCACCAAGGAUCUGAAGAGCGGCCACCACUUCUGCCACGUCUUCAGCACUGUGGAAGUGACGCAGACCUACGAGAUCAUCCUGACGCUGGGCCAGGCCUUCGAGGUGGCCUACCAGAUGGCGGUCCAGUCCCGGGCCAGGCACUACGUCCCCCCGGCGCCUCUGGGCUCAGAGAUGGUGGAGACCAAGAGCAGCCGGCCGGUGUCUCAGGCCUGGAGCAGCAUGCGGAGAUCAGCAGGUGCCCCUCUGCUUGAAUGCCGCUGCUGUCACUGUCACACGUGUACUACCCACCGUCCCUCCUUCCUCCCGUUGCACUCUGUUAGCCCCGGAGUCCAGGUCCUUCUCUUUCCUUUCCUCUAUUCAAGCCUUACUCAUCACACCACAGCAUCGACCCCCUGGAGAUGGACGCCGACAUGCAGUCCCUGGGCAGCACCACCUGGCUCCUGGACCACCGGGACUCCAACAGGCGCCCCGUCAGCACCAAGUACGAGACCACCAUAUUCUGAGGCCGGACCCCCACGGCUGCCCCUCGGCGGCCCCCUCGUACUUCCUCCCUCCCCCUCUGCAUCUGGUUCCGCCGCACACGGACACAAACACACACACUUCUAUACAUGCGAGCCCCGUGCCUUCUCACUGUGAUGGUAUAGCGUCCCUCAGGGCUGCCUGCUCCUGCACCCUCCUUUGCCCCGCCCACAGACCCACAACCUCCUACCCGCCAUGACAAACACCCCCGCGGCUCCCCCGUGCCUCCCCAGCACCCCCGACAGCACCCCUCGCCUGUUGCUGCUGCAGCCAAUGCCGGAGCCCUGGAACGGAUGAUCCUGGACUGAUCUCAUUUUACAGUGGCCCUUCUCUCUCAACCAAACUGCCUCUUCUUCCUCAUCCUCCUCUUCCUGCCAACUUGCAUCUGCCUCCAAAUCCCCGGUAGCUCCUAGAGGUUGCAUCUUUAUUAUUCUUCCUCUUUCAGGUCAUUUUGGUUUUUAGAUGCAGAACGAGCAUUAUCAUUUUUCAUUUUGCUCUGAAUCUAGACUACUUAGUGCCAGUAGGUUUAUAGUAUUCAGUAAGAUGAUAAAGUAUAAAUAUAUUCAUGAGACAAAGGGUGAAAUGUGUUCAACAUUUUGAGAAAUAUGCUAAUUAUUUUCUUGCAGUGAGAUGUAAGAGGUGAAGAUUUGCCAAAUAGAGCCUCUAAAGCUCAUUCUUGCAAAUGAAAAAGGAACAAAUUACUGUCAGAGUAUUGGCAAAAUGUUGAACUCUUUCCUUAAGGGAUGCGGCUUCGUGGAAGCACAUUUGGGUGGAAGGCGGUGAACCUCUGUGUUUAAAUAUAGCCCAGGCUGAGAGAGGUGUGACGCCAUCGAUACAGAUGUGCUUCUCCAAAGCACAGCCAGCUAGAAACCAACCCUUUUAACAUCCCACAGACUGGAAAUGGGGAUUUUUAAAUCAGUUGAUUUAAAGCACUUUAUUUUUAUUUUUAUUUCCAGCAUUACCUUUUAAUUUCCCUUUGAUUGCUUUGCCUCAAGUUAUUGCCUUGUUUCUUUCUCCAUCUGUAGCCUGUCCUGUCUUACCAGACAUCUACCACUGUGAUGUGAGGCACUUUGAGGAGGCUGCUUUGCUACAGUAGCAUGGGAUGCAAGACGGACUAGUAAACUCUGAGCGACAAAGCAGCGAGCAACCUGUUCUUUUUCUACGCAUUUGUACAAUAGUCAUAUUAACAUGACGGAUCGCGAAUCUGUCACUGAUGUCUGAAGUCAAACGGACCAAGAACUGUUUAACCCUUGUACACUCACACACACACACACACACACACACACACACACACACACACACACACACACACACACACACACACACACACACACACACACACACUGGAGGACAACUUUCCUACACUUUACCAAGGACGACAGCCUUAUUUCUGUUCGGGUUAUGUAUAAUCGACUAAAGCCCCACCAUCCCCUUAAUCCCCUGAACACCACCACCACCACCACCACCCGAUAACUGCACGUCUCCCCUGCUAUAAAAGACUUUAAAAAAAAGAUGACGACACUGAUUUGGUGGUGUGACUAAUUGACUGUGACCGGCUGGCAUGACGUUCUUAUGAUGGUACAGUUCUGUCCAGAUGAGAGUCCGUGCUCUGGCCUUGUACUGCCCUGUGCCUCUCAGCGUUCACGGUAGCACAGAGAGACUGCAAAUCACAGCAUCUUCUUGUCUAUUUAAAAAAAGAACAAACACUGUGUUAAAGCAUAGCACUCUUUGAAUACGUUUUCUUUUCUUAUGGUCCGAACAGGACGUUUUGUGAUACUUUACGGGGUGAGAAAGACUUAGAGCAGAAUGAUGAAGAGAGGAUCGUGAUGGAUCCUGACAUUAAUACAACCAGAGGCAAAAACAAACACACACACACACACACACACACACACACACACACACACACACUCUGACGACGGUUUGACAUUUUACUAAUUGAAACAAACAAACAAAAAAAAAACAGCAUUGUGAACACAAUUUGAUUUGAAUCAAGUACAUUAAUGAGCCCCGAGCUCGAUUUGGUGCACAUUCCCAACAUAGCAUCCCAUUACACUGAUUACACGGUGAGGUCCGUGCUGUUUCACACCAAUUUAGAAAAAGGUACAGUACACACGCGGCGUGAAAAGAUUCCAUUCCACCGCGUUAAAAGAGCCCAGUCUCCACGUUGCCCUGGUGUGGUGUUAAUGCGAGCGGAUUUGCUCUGCUGAGGACGUGACGCCGUUUCUUUUUCUUCUGCACUGUGACUCGAUGCUCGUUGUGGAGUCGACACGUGUGUGUGGGUCCCCCCCGCUGUGCGUGUGUGCCUGUGUCUCCCGUGUGUCCUCGUGGGGGUUUGGACUGUUACAUUGUGACGUCGCUGGCGUCCGUCCCGCGGGCGGCGCCGCCCCGUUCCGACUGUUAACCGUUGGCUUCCCGCUGGCGACGCAUGCUGGCAGCGCUCCUGUGGCUCGUGCCCUGCGAUGCACUUGGCCCGAGCAGGAUCUGUGUGUUCUGUGGCAGUGUCUCGUCUCCUCCAACUCAUCCGCCACUUGCUUUUUCUGUUCCCUCUCUUUGUUCCACACCGGUGCAGCGACUCAUCCCCACACCCCCUCCCCCUCCCCCCACGCCUCCAUCGCCGUCAUCCCAGCAUCUCCACGUCACGUAUGUUCUUGCACUUUGUGUGUCACCAAGACAACCUGCUCUAAAAUGGAUGCACAAUAUGAGAGCGUUACACUUUAAUGAGCAGCAGCUAUUUAAAGCGAAGGUUGUGGUGGCAUGAUGUGGCUGUGCAUGUUCCGGUCUUUUUAACAUUGGUGUUUUCCCUGUGUAGCUCACCCCAGCGUUCAAGUUUCCGGAUACCAAGCUGUGAGUUGAAGGGGAGCAGCCGAUGUGAGGGUGUUUGCGUGUGUUGAGUUAGAGGGCAGAGCAGUGAAAGGAGAGAGAGGGAGACGGGAGGUACGCCUUAUGCAACGCGGGCCGACCAGCGCCACUCUGACAUUUAGAUCUCACUCUGUAAAUGCCCUGCUCCUCCACUGCCCACCAUGAAUCCUAACACACGGCUCAACGUUAACCUGUUGUCCCACAUCACUGGCUGAACAGGACCUGUGUUUCACUCCUGUCUUGAGAAAGGUCAGUGAGAAAGGUCGGGUUUAUUUGCUGCUGAUCUUGUCAUGUAGGUACUAUAUUGUUUAGAGCACUGUAGGACAUUAUGAUAUAGCCCAUUAUUGAGCAUUUCUAUUGAUUCAGGUCUAUUGAAGAUAGUAACUGUGGGAAUUAUUCAAAGGUAAAGAGAAAUGUAACAAAAUGUAGAGAAAAGCUGUACCAGCAUUCAAUGCUUUGCCCAUGUUUUUGGACAGAGUUUGGUUUGUCAAUGAAGAUAUGAUACGAUUUCAAAUUUCAAAGCAAUAUUAUAUUAAUGAAUUAAAUAAUACAAUGGCAAAAGAA